AUGUCUCAUUUUCGCGUCGUCAGCCACCAAGUUCGCGCUCAAGGUAUACGGGAACGCCUCGGCGCUGUUCAAUUCGGACAUGAGCGGGAUCUUCGCCUGGCCGUCAAGCAAUACAUUCCCCAUGACAACCCUUGCCCGGCGUACGAAGAUGUCACGAUCAUUGGAGCCCAUGCAAAUGGAUUUCCAAAGGAGCUAUACGAGCCCCUUUGGGAUGACAUGUAUGAACGGCUACGGGUCCAUAAUCGGCGGAUUCGAUCGAUCUGGAUUGCAGAUGUUGUUCAGCAGGGUCAAAGUUCGGUCCUGAACGAAGCCAUACUUGGCGACGAUCCCAGCUGGUUUGACCACGGGCGAGAUUUGCUUUUUAUGCUGAACCAGUUUCAGGACCAGAUCACCCAGCCGAUCAUAGGUGUGGGCCACAGCAUGGGUGGCAUGCAGCUGGCUCAUCUGUCUCUGAUGCAUCCUUCCCUUUUCCAGGGUCUGGUCUUGGUGGAUCCAGUCAUCCAAAGAGAAAAUCCUAGCCGGAAAUAUGCAUUGCCGUCAACGUAUAGGAGGGAUCUGUGGUCUUCGCGCGCCGAGGCAGCGGAGAAGUUUCGGUCCAGUACAUUCUAUCGAUCCUGGGACCCUCGUGUGCUCGAAAAGUGGAUUGAAUAUGGUCUCCGGGAUCUGCCUACAAAGCUAUAUCCAACGUCCAGUGAAAGUGAGUCUCAAACUCCUGCUGUCACGUUGACGACGACAAAAUCACAAGAGCUAUUCACCUUCUUGCGGUCUUCUUAUAUCGACGAGAGGUCGGGCCUGCCUCGCGGCUCACCCGGGGAAGAAAUGCACCCGGAUGAUAUAGAUGGCUUUCCCUUCUAUCGCCCCGAACCACCGAUGAUUUUCCGUCGCUUGUCUGAGCUGAAACCUGCUUUGAUGUACCUCUUCGGCAGCAAGUCCGAUCUUUCUUCUCCAGAAGCUCGUCAGGAGAAGCUACAGGUCACUGGUACUGGCGUCGGGGGAAGUGGCGGUGUCACUUGCGGGAGGGUAAAGGAAGUAGUUCUUCCUUGUGGGCAUCUAGUUCCCAUGGAACUUGUCGCCGAAAGCGCUCACGCCAGUGCUGACUUUAUUGAUUCGGAGUUGACAUACUGGGAGUCUCAGAAGUUGAUUUUCAAAAAGGCCUGGGGAUCUAUUCCACUUGCGCAGCGCACAAAUAUUGACGAGCAAUGGAAGCGUCAUAUGGGAUUGUUGCCAAAGAGGUCUAGCCUUUGA
This is a messenger RNA of Penicillium argentinense, 1245 nucleotides long. Its product is annotated as alpha/beta hydrolase. The transcript has 4 exons. The record is from RefSeq and is a predicted model, not a curated record. Lineage: Eukaryota; Fungi; Ascomycota; Eurotiomycetes; Eurotiales; Aspergillaceae. The coding region runs from base 1 to 1245 and encodes 414 amino acids.